AAGCCAAGAAAUGGAAGCUCCUCCGAGCAACAGAUGGAUUGCUACGGUUGCCAGCAUUUGGAUCCAAGCAUUUGCGGUCCUUCCUACACCUUCGGCAUUUACUCCUCCGCCCUCAAAUCAUCUCAAAACUACGAUCAAUCCACUCUCGACACUGUCUCCGUCUUCAAGGACAUCGGCGCCACCGCCGGAGUUCUUGCCGGCUUACUCUACUCCGCUGUCGUCUCCACGGAUCGCCCCCGUCGCCCAUGGAUCGUCCUCUCCGUCGGAGCAAUUCAGUGCUUCCUUGGUUAUAUUUUCAUUUGGGCUGCCGUCUCUGGUUUAAUCCCUCGGCCGCCGGUGUCGGCUAUGUGUUUGUUCAUGUUCUUAGCCGUCCAUGCCCAAGUCUUCUUCAACACGGCAAAUGUCGUCACUGGCGUUCAUAACUUCCAGCUCUACGGCGGCACCAUCAUCGGCAUUCUAAAGGGAUUUCUGGGUCUAAGUGGAGCAGUUCUGAUCCAAUUCUCUAACACAUUCUACAGCGGAGACCCAAUAAGUUAUCUUCUGAUGCUGGCGAUUUUACCGGCGCUCACGACUGUUCUGCUCAUGAGAUUCGUCGUAAUCGAAAAAACAGAGAUCGGUAACGAAUCGACCCAUUUGAACUCUCUCUCAAAAAUUGCUCUUAUAAUCUCUUGUUAUCUCACAAUUCUCAUCAUUUUGGACAACGUUUUCUUUUUACCAACAUGGGUUCGCUUAUUCACCUUCGUUCUACUCCUCAUCCUUCUCGCUUCCCCUCUCGGAAUCGCAAACAGAGCACAAACAGAGGACUCUGUUUCCAAAACCAAGCUUCAAAGCACAGACAAUUCCGUUGAAUAUCAUCAAAUUCCCGGUGAAGAACAGAGAAAUGAUCAGCUAAUGAUGGUUACAAAUGGAGAAAUGAACGUAAUCGAAGCAAUUGGCACGGUGAAUUUCUGGCUAUUGUUUUCUGCGAUGAUGUGCGGAAUGGGUUCUGGGUUAGCCACCAUAAACAACAUGAACCAACUGGGCCAGUCUUUGGGCUACAAAACAGUCGAAAUCCACACAUUCGUUUCACUGUGGAGCAUUUGGAAUUUCCUUGGGCGGUUGGGAUCCGGCUAUGCCUCUGAUCUUCUCCUCCGGGAAUUAGGCUGGGCGAGGCCAUUGUUAAUGGCCGUCGCCUUGCUGACGAUGAGCGUCGGCCAUAUCAUCAUAGCUUCAGGCUUCUCCGGGAAUUUGUACUUGGGUUCGGUGAUUGUGGGGAUUUGUUACGGCUCGCAAUGGUCGCUAAUGCCGGCAAUUACGGCGGAGAUUUUUGGAAUAAGGCAUAUGGGUACCAUUUACAAUACGAUCACAGUAGCCAGUCCGAUUGGAUCUUAUGUUUUGUCUGUUAGAGUUAUUGGGUAUAUUUACGACAGAGAAGCCUCUGCCGGAGACAACUCCUGCUCCGGCAAACACUGCUUUAUGACGUCUUUUCUGAUCAUGGCAGCGGUGGCAUUCUUGGGUUUUAUUGUUGCUGUUGCUCUGUUCCUUCGGACCAGGAGAUUCUAUCAACUUCUUGUGCAGAGACAGCUCAAGGAUUAGAUGAACUUGAAAGUGUUGAUUGUAUUCCCAAAAUUUUAUUUUUAUGCUUCACUCUUUCAAUAAUACU
Messenger RNA from Cucurbita moschata (crookneck pumpkin), 1642 nucleotides. RefSeq lists its product as uncharacterized. Gene Ontology annotation, molecular function: transmembrane transporter activity. NCBI's taxonomy places the organism in Eukaryota, Viridiplantae, Streptophyta, Magnoliopsida, Cucurbitales, Cucurbitaceae. The coding region runs from base 34 to 1575 and encodes 513 amino acids. The transcript is spliced from 2 exons. Gene Ontology annotation, biological process: transmembrane transport. The record is from RefSeq and is a predicted model, not a curated record. Gene Ontology annotation, cellular component: membrane.